Molecule: messenger RNA, 4844 nt
Organism: Phycodurus eques (leafy seadragon)
Lineage: Eukaryota; Metazoa; Chordata; Actinopteri; Syngnathiformes; Syngnathidae
Gene: sema3g
Product: sema domain, immunoglobulin domain (Ig), short basic domain, secreted, (semaphorin) 3bl
Exons: 16
Coding region: 292-2640 (782 amino acids)
Biological process (GO): negative chemotaxis; axon guidance; positive regulation of cell migration
Molecular function (GO): chemorepellent activity; semaphorin receptor binding
Source: RefSeq, a predicted model, not a curated record
UUGGAAGCACUGAGGAAGUGCAGGAGCAGUCCCAACCCAAGUGAGUCAGUCAGUCCAUCAGUGCGCCCAGAGAGACGCGCACACCGCCUGCUCGCAAGCAGCAUCUGCGCAUCCACAGCCUUUUUUUUUUUGGGGGGGGACACAAACAACUCCUCAUGUAGACUCUCCGGGAUAGGAGGACCUUUCCCGGGUUUACAUUCCUGGAAUAAUUGAAUCCGAUGGUUUAGAGGGUCUCUUAAAGUUGAGGAGUCAGUCUUGCCUGAAGAAGAAUAUUUCAUCCAGAAAAAAAAAAUGACAGGAUUUACUCCCAUUUGCAUUUUUUUGGCGCUCCUCGCCACUUGCGUCUCUUCAGGCAGCAAGUCAAAUGUGCCGCGCCUCAGACUCUCCUAUAAAGAUCUACUGUCCACCAACAGGUCCUCCAUCUUCAGCGGGCAUCACGGCCAGCUGUCACUCUCAACUGUCUACCUGGAUGAGUACCGUGACCGUCUCUUCCUCGGCGGCAAAGACGUCAUGUACUCUCUUCUGCUGGGACCUGCCAGGAGCGAGUCCAAGGAGAUCUAUUGGCCCCCGUUACCUGGCCACCGAGAAGACUGCAUUCAAAGGGGGAAAGAGCCACAGACGGAAUGUGGCAACUUUGUGCGCCUCCUGCAGCCAUACAACCGCACUCACCUCCUGGCCUGUGGCACUGGCGCAUUCCAUCCUAUGUGCACUUUCAUCGAUGUGGGCCACAGAGGAGAGCACGUCUUCACUAUGGACCCGAAGAAUGUGGAGAACGGACGAGGGAGGGUCCCGCAUGACCCCAGCCUUCCUUUUGCGAGCACCUUCAGUGGCGGUGAGUUGUUUACAGGACUGACAGCGGAUUUUUUGGGAAGAGACUCUGUGAUCUUCAGAAGUAUGGGAGGUCGCUCCACCAUGAGGACAGAGACUGAUCACAAAAUCCUUCAUGACCCGAAGUUCGUGGCGGCACACCUCAUUCCGGACAACGACGACAGGGACGACGACAAAGUCUAUUUCUUCUUCACUGAGAAGGCCACGGAGGCGGGAGACAGGGAGGAGGCCAUUCACACGCGUGUUGGACGCGUUUGUGCGAAUGAUGUAGGAGGCCAGAGAGUGCUGGUGAAUAAGUGGAGCACCUUUAUCAAAGCCAGACUGGUUUGUUCUGUCCCAGGACCUCAUGGCAUCGAUACACACUUCAACCAACUGGAGGAUGUUUUCUUGCUAAGGACCAAAGAUGAGAGGAACCCAGACAUUUAUGCAAUCUUUAGCACAAUAAGUAAUGUCUUCCAGGGGUUUGCUGUGUGCGUUUAUCGCAUGGCUGAUAUCAGAGAGGCCUUUAACGGACCAUUUGCUCAUAAAGAGGGUCCGGAUUACCAGUGGGGAGCCUACGAAGGCCGCGUCCCUUACCCCAGACCAGGAGUGUGUCCCAGUAAAAUCACCAACCAGCCUGGCCGGGAGUUCGGCAGCACCAAAGACUUCCCCGACUAUGUGCUCCAGUUUGCCCGCAGCCACCCGCUGAUGUGGCGGCCGGUGCACCCUGCCUUGCGCCGACCGGUGCUGGCCAAAGCCAACGUUCCUUACAGGCUAAAACAAAUCACGGUGGACCGGGUCGAGGCAGAGGACGGCCAGUACGACGUCAUGUUUAUCAGCACGGACAUUGGUACAGUUUUGAAGUUCAUUGCCCUCCACGGUGGAAACAGUCUAGAAAUGGAAGAGGUCACACUGGAGGAGCUUCAAGUUUUUAAAGUGCCAACCUCAAUUACAUCAAUGGAUAUAUCAGUCAAAAGGCAAGCCCUGUACGUGGGCUCCCCGGCAGGCGUGGCCCAGGUGAAGCUUCAUCGCUGCGAGACCUACGGGAAGGCUUGCGCCGAGUGCUGCCUGGCCAGAGACCCUUACUGCGCCUGGGAUGGCUCGUCCUGCGCGCGAUACGUCCCCAACAGUAAACGCCGUUACCGAAGGCAGGACAUCAGGCACGGAAACCCGGCGCUGCAAUGUCUGGACCAGAAUUUUAGUGAGGACCUGGAUGAAAUGGAGGACCGGGUGGUCUACGGCGCUGAGAACAACAGCACUUUUCUGGAAUGUGUUCCUCGCUCCCCACAAGCUUCUGUCAUCUGGCUGGUUCAGCGCGAUGAGCGUAAGGAGGAGGUCAAGAUGGACGAUCGGGUCAUGUCUACAGAGCAGGGCCUCCUCUUCCGUCGUCUCCUGAACCAGGACGCCGGUGUGUAUAUCUGCCGCUCCAGAGAGCAUGGCUUCAGCCAGACCCUCGCCAGACUCACCCUCGAAGUCCUCCAGGGUGACACCUUGGAUGAGUUGAUGGCACGGGACAACACCGGCCUUUCUGACCUACUCAAAGACAGAGCGAACUACAGGAACUGGAUGCCUUGUAGCUCAUACAACAGGUUGAGUCCCGUCGGCCAGUCGCGGAUGUGGUUCAAGGAUAUCAUGCAGACGAUCGGCCCGUCCAACCUGCCGAUUGUGGAGGAGUACUGCGAGAGGAUGUGGUGCAACGAGAAACUGAGGAGGAAGCACAAGAGCAUGGUGGAGAAAUAUCGGCAGGCCCAGGAGAGCGCCAGGAAGGCCCGCAGCAAGAGUUCUGGUGAGCGCAAACGGACACCGCGGGACCUUAGCGCACGGCAGAAGUGAUGGUGAAAACUCACGGAGGGGAACUCAAAGAGAAAAUACAGACAAUUAGCUGGAACUGGAUUUGUCAGGAGGUGGGGCCGUAAGAAAGUAGAUGCUUGCUUCUGAGUAUCACCCCUCAAAAAGGAUUUAGGGUGGCCAAAUUGUCGAGAGGAAUUCACUGGCCCCCGCGGGACGUGAUGAUGAGAUCAAUUGAGGAUGUCUUUAAGAAAGCUCGGGACGCACAUAGCGGAUGUCGACAUUUAGGUUAGCAUUGGACCUGUUUAACUAUGUAUUUAUGGGCCGUGCCCGAGCUUUGUUUCUUCACUUUGCGGUCCAGUUCUCAGAGUUCAGCAUCAUCUCCGCUGGACCCCAAAACGCCGACGUCGUUAGCUCGACUAGCUAAUACAGAAAGCUACAUACAAACGACACGUUGAUGGUUCAACAUCAUUAGAGGCAACUAGCUAAACGUCAUUAGCUCAACUAGCUAAUACUGAAAGCUACAUACAAACGACACGUUGAUGGUUCAACAGAUUAUGAGCACUUUGCUUUGUUUUCACUGCUGAGCACUGAGCUUUUCGUUCCGUAGGAGGCGCUAGAGAUCUCAAUGCUUCUUCGCUAAUCCUUAACUAAUGCCGAACAUUGUUCACUUGUUUCCGCAAUGCAGUCCAGUUUAUUUAGUUCAAGUGUGACAUUUACCGUAAGCGUCCAAAAUCAAUAGACAAAAAUGAUAGGUGACAAUCUUCAUUGGUUUACUUUCCACGACGUAUUUUCAUAUUCACGAAUUCGACUUUUGAAAACUCGGCGGCGGAAUCAUCUAAAUUAUUUUGAAUCAACAUUGGAGAUUGGCGUAACAAUCCGUGAAUUGAUCAUUUUGGUCUAAUGUGUUGAAAUGGUUCCCAGAAUGUUCUUGUUUAACAGAAUCAUUUGUUUCUCUCGUGGACAAGUAGACGCGACAUCAUCAGAAAUGUCGAGUGUGGCCUCCUCAUUGCGAUAGUUACUGCUCACGUUUGUGUCAAUGUGUAUUUAUGGGAAUAUGUUCCAAUCUGGAAGCCCUCUAAUGGCUCACAACUGGAAGCUUUUAUUGUAGAAAUGAAAGACUUCAAGAGGAAAGAAUGAAAUCAUCAUAUAAGCAUUUUGUUUUAGACAUUUCUUUCAUUCAGACAAUUCUUCACUUUAUGGCUUCUCCUUGGUACAAGCACACUCAAAGCACAUUUGACACUAGCGGUGUUUAUUUUUCUUGUCUAGGGGACGGUGAGGUUGACUAUUCGACUCCAAUUAAGGUGUUUUCUCUGCAAAUAUUGCUCCCAAAAAAGCUGCUUGACAGGAGGAUGGUGAAAGAUCAAAUGUGACGUUUUGAAACGAGCCCAACUGCAAGAACUAUUUCGCUGAAAGUGUGUCAUAAUUUUGUGCCAAAUGUUAAAUUAUACUUCAUGCACCUAAACCAACAGCACAAUUUACAACUUGUGCUCUUAACUUAUCUUCUCCCUCCUUUAAUUGCAGUCUUUUUUUCCAAUGGAACUUUUAAAGGUUUUGUUGCUUUUAUAAGAACACAAUAAUAAACAUAAAACAAUGACCUUGUUCCCUAUCUGUAGCAAUGGGGGAAAAAACAUAAAGGUGCAGGCUGUCAAGUGCAUGCCAAUGCAACAGGUGGCGCCGAUAGGGUGUUAAGGCCGUUUAGCCAAUCAGAAGCCUGGAAAAAGUCAUGUCUGGGGAAGGCCCGUUUCGAACAAUGGCAAUGGGAGGAAAUGCACGAUCAGAAGAGAAAAAAACAAAACGCACUUGACUAUAAAGUUAACAAAAUAAAAAAGGAAAACAAAACAAGGCUACAUAUUCAAAUUCCACUUCCAUUUAACGAAAAAAAAGGCAUUUUAAUUAAAAAAAUAUAUAUCCGUGGUCCUGUGGUGUUGCACGGAAAUUGAAGGUAUGAUUGCUAAAGCUAAUGCUACUAUGUAUAUAAUAGAAGGCAAGCGCUACAAAUUUGCUUUCCCUAAUUGUUUGGUGUCUGACAUUUGAUAUGGAAUAAAACACACGCUUAAAGAAUGAACAUUAAUUGCAUAUUGUUGUAUCUACUGCUAGCCUACACUUUUGUCAGUACAGCAUUUGCGUAUUUUCAAACAGUGUAACGAUGUCAGAUGUGGUGUUAGUGAUAAAAAAAAAAAAAAAAAAGUGUUGUGAUUGUCUACCAUUUUUUUAAUACAAAAAAAUAAAGCACACAAUUUCCUGCA